AUGAACGCGCAAGCAAAUAUACAAGACCGCUCGCCCAUGGCUGACUACCAUGCGCCGCCGCCAUUUCCCUCAUCGAAUCCCACCUCACCAUCGCCGCUGCGAAGAGUGAGCUUGCCACGCCCUCGCACGGAAAGCAGCGCGAGCACCCGCCAGCCGGGUCCGCCCAUGAACACGCCAGAUGCCCUCUCACUCGCCGGCGAUACCCGCUCACUCAACCUUGACGCUGUCAACGCGGAUCUCACCGAAGAGCCAGACCUCGCAUAUGGCGACCCAACACUUGUUCCCGAGAACACUCCGGCGACCAACACGCCAGCUAGCCAUUUCCGGUUCUCCAUGCCGAACCUUCCCAGCAUCGACGAAGCUCUCGAGCUGCUCCCGCCACCGGUAUUCUAUAGCAGAGCAUACUCGGACGCUGGGUCGAGCUCAAUCACAUCGCCACGCGCCGCUCGCCAACCUCGGGACGAUCUCCUUCAACCACGCUCACCAUGCACGGAACCUAUCGAUGAAGGUGAGCAAGGCGUCAUAUCAGUCGCAAUUGGUUCUCCGCGCUUCGUCUCUGCGAGCACGGAUGAGUCCGCAGGCUCACACAAGACAGUGCACCCUGGCUGUGUCCAACCGCCCGUCGCUCCCACUCCUGUCGAUGGUGGUGUCCCCGAACACAACGACUGGCAGGAAGAUAUUGAACAGGACGUUGAGCGUGAUCUAGCGCGUCUUGCGAACCUUGCGGAGGACGACCACCACCGCGACCCAAGCCAAAACCCCGAGCAGCACUACCGUCGCCGACUGACAGCCCUUCUAAACGGUCCAAGCCGGACAUACGUCUUCGGUGACCUCGGUCCGGUCUCGGUCGCUCGUGAAGGCAGUGCUACCCCGGUCCGUUCAGAUACAGUGCCUGCAUCCAAAUUCGAGGAACUGCAGCGGAGGGUUGAUGCACUGACGAACCUGGUCGUUCAAAUGACGCAGAUGCAGGUGGGAGGUGCCGUCAACAGCACGGCAGCCAUCAACAGCGUAUCUGGAGCAUCUGCCGUCGAUCACAAGAAUACCGAUGGAGCUAGGGACUCGACCUGA
Molecule: messenger RNA, 1068 nt
Organism: Coniosporium apollinis CBS 100218
Lineage: Eukaryota; Fungi; Ascomycota; Dothideomycetes
Exons: 2
Coding region: 1-1068 (355 amino acids)
Source: RefSeq, a predicted model, not a curated record